AUGCUACCACACCGAGCCAAGCUAAGGUCGUCAAUAGUGGUCCUGGCAGCAGCAGCGCCUGUACCCAGAGGUGCCUCUGCGCAGACAUCCACUGUGACAUGCCUGCCCUCCUUUGGUUGGAUGAACAACACCCUCGGGCAGGACCCUUGCGUCGUUACUUCCUACCUCGAGAGUGUCUGUGGAGCUUUUACAGUUGGUCCUUUGCCUCCCAAUACCUAUUACGGACCUCCCUCGGCCGCUGGAGCAGACUCUUGCACAUGUAAUACAGUAACCUACUCGAUGAUGGCCGCUUGCAGCGAUUGUCAGAAUGCCACAUAUGUAUCAUAUCCGAUGGACAUUCCCACUGGUACCAAGGUUCCGAAUUGGGCGUAUCUGAACGUUGGUGCACGAUUACCUGUCCCAAUUAUUGUGUCCGGUGGAUUCGACCCUGUCGCAGCACAAAAUAACGGAGACCUCCCGGAAUCUACCGCAACCAAUGCACAAUCUACUAUCACAGUCACUUAUUCGACCACGUUCUCUGCUUCUUUGACCAGUUCUUCGACUACAUCUACAGGACUUUCUCCCACAUCAACAUCUAGUCCGACAAGUCCAAAUGUUGGAGUUAUAGCCGGAGGUGUUGGUGCAAUUUUGGGCGCAGCCAUCAUAGGCCUAGUGAUUUGGUUCUUUGUCAGACGCCGUCGCUCCUUCACAACGCCAUCAGCCGCUUUCAGCGACCCAGGCGGAGGUCCGGGCCACACUCAAAAAUUUUACUCCACUAGCGCUAAUGCAUUCCCAAUGGCACGGCAACCACGUUUCUACGACCCCUCUGACCCGGCCACUUUCCCAGGUCGUCCUCACUCCUUCGCCGACCCAGUUACCUCAUCUAGCAGUAUAAGCAAAAAUCCAUCGAUGCCCUCACCCGUCUUUCCCCGACAAUCGCGUCUUGGACAGUACGCUGGCGUUCCAGAACUCUAG
Messenger RNA from Suillus plorans, 954 nucleotides. RefSeq lists its product as uncharacterized. NCBI's taxonomy places the organism in Eukaryota, Fungi, Basidiomycota, Agaricomycetes, Boletales, Suillaceae. Bases 1 to 954 code for a protein of 317 amino acids. The transcript has 7 exons. The record is from RefSeq and is a predicted model, not a curated record.